Sorex araneus (European shrew) is the source of this 454-nucleotide messenger RNA. RefSeq names its product 40S ribosomal protein S26. Gene Ontology annotation, molecular function: structural constituent of ribosome; mRNA binding. Gene Ontology annotation, biological process: translation. The record is from RefSeq and is a predicted model, not a curated record. Gene Ontology annotation, cellular component: ribosome; cytosolic small ribosomal subunit. The transcript has a single exon. Bases 38 to 385 code for a protein of 115 amino acids. Lineage: Eukaryota; Metazoa; Chordata; Mammalia; Eulipotyphla; Soricidae.
CGACAGCCGGAUCCUCUUUCGUACCCACACUUCCAACAUGACCAAAAAGAGAAGGAACAACGGACGGGCCAAAAAGGGCCGGGGCCACGUGCCACCCAUCCGCUGCACCAACUGCGCCCGGUGCGUGCCCAAGGAUAAGGCGAUCAAGAAGUUUGUCAUUCACAACAUCGUGGAGGCAGCGGCGGUGCGGGACAUUUCCGAAGCCAGCGUUUUCGACGCUUAUGUGCUUCCCAAGUUGUAUGUGAAGUUACACUACUGUGUGAGUUGUGCCAUUCACAGCAAGGUGGUAAGGAACCGUUCCCGCGAGGCCCGCAAGGACCGGACACCCGCACCGAGGUUCAGACCUGCGGGUGCUGCCCCAAGACCUCCACCAAAACCCAUGUAAGGCGACUACAGACCUUAAGGAUCGAAGACAAACUCUUUUCGAAGAAAAUAAAGUGGAAUUAUACCUCGA